Molecule: messenger RNA, 888 nt
Organism: Schizophyllum commune H4-8
Lineage: Eukaryota; Fungi; Basidiomycota; Agaricomycetes; Agaricales; Schizophyllaceae
Product: NAD(P)-binding protein
Exons: 3
Coding region: 1-888 (295 amino acids)
Source: RefSeq, a predicted model, not a curated record
AUGACCUCCCACAACCAAGCAUUCCUCGCGCAGAACCUCUUCAACGUCGAAGGCUGGACCUGCGUCGUCACCGGCGGCGGCACGGGCAUCGGCCUCAUGAUCGCGCAGGCCUUUGCCAACAAUGGCGCCCGCGUCUUCAUCACCGGCCGCCGCAAGGAGGUCAUUGAGAACACCGCCCAGAAGUGGGGAUCCGCGCUUGCGCACCCGAAAGGCGCGAUCAUCCCCGUGCAGUGCGACAACAAUGACAAGGCGUCGAUUUUGGAGCUCGUGGAGGCGGUGAAGAAGGAGAGCAAGUCCGUGGACGUGCUGGUGAAUAACGCGGGCGUGUCCGAGGGAACGAGCACGGUGGAGAAGGGCGACGAGAGCGCGGAGGCGCUUUCGAAGGAGUUGUUCUCGGAGGAGAUCUCGCAGUGGGAAAAUGUGUAUCGGACGAAUGUUAUCGGCCACUUCUUCACCUCCGCCGCCUUUAUCCCCCUGCUCAGCGCCGCCAACCGUUCCGGACACACCGGCACCAUCAUCAACAUCUCCUCCAUGUCCGGCAUUACGCGCACCUCGCAGCAUCACUUCAAGUACAACGUCUCCAAGGCCGCCGACAUCCACCUCACCACGCUUCUCGCACAAGAGCUCCGCAGGAAGGCGGUCAACGUCCGCGUAAACAGUAUCGCGCCAGGGAUCUUUCCUUCUGAGAUGACGACGCAAGAAUCGGACGAGCUGAACAAGUCCGAGAUCCCCGUUGACGAGUCGUACGGCGAGAAGAAAGGCAUUCCGGCAGGCCGUCCAGGUGCGGAUGAGGACAUGGCGAAGGCGGCGCUAGUCCUCGCGUGCAAUCAGUACGCGUACGGCCAGACCUUCUGCAUCGACGGCGGCUACCUCCUGGAGCAUCCGUAA